Messenger RNA from Microplitis demolitor, 5103 nucleotides. RefSeq names its product equilibrative nucleoside transporter 1 (gene Ent2). Gene Ontology annotation, molecular function: nucleoside transmembrane transporter activity. Gene Ontology annotation, cellular component: plasma membrane. The transcript is spliced from 10 exons. The record is from RefSeq and is a predicted model, not a curated record. The coding region runs from base 419 to 1870 and encodes 483 amino acids. Lineage: Eukaryota; Metazoa; Arthropoda; Insecta; Hymenoptera; Braconidae. Gene Ontology annotation, biological process: nucleoside transmembrane transport.
UAUAAAUGUAUGUGAGUAAUAUGCGUACUGAGUAUGUCGAUUAAAGUCGUAAUAAUUCGUCAAAGUUCGUAAAAUUAAUUUCAUUGGUCACCGCAUGAUGUUAUCGCAAUCUCUCAACUCGCUGAUGAUGUUUUAACCUAAAAAAUGGUGGGGAAUGGACUUAAUAUAAUAACUUUUUAGUGGCUCAUUACAAUUUUAAACUGACGAUUUAUCUCUCACUAAUCACGAAAAUUUUUACUUCUGAUUGUCAUUCAUAAACUUGGACACGUACGUGGCGGUAAGACGAUCAAAUUCCCGCUAAUUUUUCUUUUAAUUUUACUGUUGAAAAAUGUGCUGACGAAGUUUAUUUUUGAACUUAAUUUUAUUUGCGCCUUGUGUUAAGUAAGUUUUGCUGCUGCUGAUAAUUGAUAUUAUUAAAAUGGCUGGUACGUAUAAACAGAGAGAUUUUAGAGCUGGAAUUGAAGACCAGAGUCUUAUCAAUGAAUUGACUGCACGAAAAAUAGUAGUAAGGGAACCAGUUAGACUAUCUCCUGGUUGGGAAGGCACAGAUAAACCAGACGACGAGUUAAAUUUUCGAAGUCUGACAAUGGACCAAGUUGACCUGGAAUUAAAUCCUCCGAAGGAUAGACUUAAUAUAGUAUUUAUUAUAAUGAUACUUCAUGGAAUUGGAACCCUUAUGCCUUGGAAUAUGUUUAUCACUGCUAGGAAUUACUUUGAAAAAUAUAAAUUUUCAACAAAUUACACGGGUGUUAAUACAACAUAUGGAGGAAAUUAUGUAUCUAGUGUUAGCUUUGCAGCCCAAGUUCCCAAUGUUAUUUUUAACUGGAUUAAUAUUUUUAUGCCCCUAGGGGGAGAUUUGACCACUAGAAUUGUAUGGGGAAUUUUUAUGCAAGUACUAAUAUUUGUUGAAACAAUUGUAAUGGCUAUGCUUGAUACAUCCGGUUGGCCAGGAGUUUUCUUUUGGAUUACCAUGUUUUCAGUUGUUGUUUUAAAUACUUUCAAUGGUAUUUAUCAGAACUCAGUGUAUGGUAUGGCAGCAAAAUUACCUGGAAAAUAUACCGGUGCUGUUGUAUUGGGAUCUAAUAUUAGUGGAACCUUUACGGCAGUAAUUGAUCUUAUCUCUAUAUUGGCGACGCCAAACCUCAGAACUGCAGCUAUUUACUACUUUCUGACGGCACUUUUUGUUCUAUUGGCGUGUUUCGAUACUUAUUUUGCGUUACCGAUCAAUAGAUUUUAUAGAUACCAUGAAAUGUUGUUUCAAAAAGAGAAACAAAAAAGAGAGUUAGAAACAAAAUCAAAAAUUCAUGGGAAAACGCCAUACUGGACUAUAUUCAAGCAAUGUUUUCCACAAUUGUUUAAUAUAUUUUUCAUUUUCUUCAUUACUUUGAGUCUGUUUCCGGCAGUUCAUUCUAGUAUUCAAAAAUCAGAUCCAAAGUUUUUAGUAGACGAUAAAAUUUACAUGAGUGUCAUGUGUUUUAUGACCUUCAAUAUAACUGCUAUGAUUGGUAGCUCCGUCGCUUCUUAUGUGCAAUGGCCAAAGAAAGAGUGGCUAGUAGUUCCAGUUGUAAUGCGCGUAUUGUUUAUCCCCCUAUUUUUAUCAUGUAAUUAUCAGCCACCAAAAGAAUUCGUCAGAACUUUACCAGUCUACAUAGACAACGACUGGAUUUAUUUCGUAAUCGCAGUAAUAAUGGGCCUCAGCAGCGGUUAUCUUUCGUCUCUCGGUAUGAUGUACUGCCCAUCAAUGGUCGAUUCUCGAUAUGCAUCUACUGCGGGAAUGUUUGCCGCCGCGUUUCUCAUCACUGGAAUUUUUACUGGUGUUCUUUUCGCCAUGGCCAUGCCGUCAGUAGUAUCUCUGUCUUUGUGGGGAUGAUUGAAAGUUCUUUACACUUUUGUAUUGAAAUUAAUACUCACUAGAUUUGCUGAUGGAUGACUGAAGUAAGAAAUUUAAUGAGUAAUCAUGACAGUACACGGUGUUCAUAUAAUAAUAUUAAUAAUAAUUAACUACAUUAUUUUAUUUUAUAUCAAUAAUUCAUUUCAAUGGCAUUCAUUGUGUUAUUAUAUACUGUAAUAAUUAUUUAGUAAUCGACACAUUGACCCUUUGAUUUAUUUUUUUUUUAUUUUUUCAGUAAAUAUUCAUAUACUUUUGUUUUAUUUUUAAUUAUAGAAAUUUUUAUAUUUAUAAAAAUAUUUAGAGAAAAAUCAAAGGGUCAGUAAUUAAUUAAUUUUAAUAAUUGUAUACUGAAUUGACUUUGAAAAAUCAAUGAAAUGAUAAAAAGCUCAGUAGUUUUAGUGCAAAAAAAAUUACAAGGUUCGUUUUCAGCAAAAAUCUUUUGUCUGAAUUUACCAAAAUGCCUUUUUAAAAUACCGUUUAUAUUAAAAUGGCUUAGUAAUAAUAUUAUUUACUUGCCAUACGGUUAAUUAUGCCACCGUUACAACACAUUUUAUCGGACCAAUAAGCCUUAAGUAAAUACUGAGUACUCUUUAUAAAUUAAACUAAAGCCGCUUUAAAUUCAAGCACACGCUUUUUUAAUAAUUGUAAUUAAACAUUUUUUAUCUAAUCAAUUUUUUUAUGUAAACAUUAAUGAGAAAAAAGGCUACAAUUAUUUUAAGUUAAUUUUUUUUUAUCUACGAUCAUAUGAAUAAUUUUUAUUUAACAUUAAUUUAAAUACGUUUACGUAAUUAAAUGCAAAUAUUCAAUGUUAUACAGUAAUUAUGAUAUAAACUUUUUUUAUCAAUAUAAUUAUUAAUUUAUUGUUAAUUAAAUAUUAAAGAUGUAUUUUUUCUAUAUAAAAAAAAAAAGUGUUGAGCAAUUGAAGACUUAAUCAAGUAAUCAAAAUGAUUUUUAUACUUUUUUUUAUUGUCAUUACGAUUAAACUCGCAGAUUAUUGAGGUUUCAAAUAAAUUCAAAUGCUGACUCAUACUUUUAUUAUAAUUAAUUUUAAAUUUUAAAAAUAAAUUUAUUGAUAAUGUACAAAGGAUUUUCUCUGAUGGAAAUCUUAUUUAAAUAGAUACUUUUUUUAUAUUAUUGAGUAGCUUUUACAUACAUACACAUAUAUUUAUUAUUUAAUACGUAUAUUUAUAUGUAUUUUUAUUUAUACAAGUUAAUUAAUUUUAGUAAUUAAUUAUAUUUAUAUAUUUUACGUGACAAAAUAUGUGUUGAGGACAUUCUCAGACAGUGUCCUCACUUUUUAAAAAUAUUCAAUGACAGCUGUCAUAACUGUGUAAAAAUUUUGAUUAAUAAUUAAAACAAGUUAACGUGAUUACAAUUUUGCCAAGAUGUAGAUUUGAAAAAAAAAAAUGAUAGUUGUUAUCAAUUAGACGUCAAACAAUACUUGGUAAUUUAAUUUUACCCACAAAAUUUGACUUUUGAAUUAAAGACAUGAAAAUUUUCCCUUAUGAGUGACAUUUACUUCAAAGGGAAUUUAUUUUAUUAUUAAAACUCUGAAUCGGGGUAAAUGCAGAUUUAAAUAAAAUCUAGACUCCGAAAUCACUCCGUUAAAAAAACAAACUCCGAAUUUACUCCACGUAUGGAGUAAUUUUUUUUAAAACUCCGGAACUCCAAGUGAAUUUACAUUUGAAUAAAAUCCGUGGUCACUUCGAAUUUACUCCUGAUUUUUUCGAGUCUUAGAUCAUUGAAUAUUUAAAAAAAAUGGAAAGAAGGGGGUACUGUCUAAGAAUUUCUUGAAUUGAACAAAAGACGUAGUUAAAAUUUUGCCGGGAAAUAUAUUUUUUAAAAAAUUACUUACACUCAUUAUCAUUUAAAAAUUAAACAAAAAUUGGUUGUUAAAUUUUAGCCCAAAUUCGAAUUUUGAAUGCAACUGACAUUAAAAUUUUACUGAAAUUUAUUUUCCAAAUUUUGGUAGCUCCCAAUUGAUAACAAUUGUAAGUAAUUUUUAAAAAAAUUUACGUUUCGGCGAAAUCUGACUUAGAGAAAAAUUUAGCUGUUGAAAUAUAAUACAAAAUUUUAUCUAAUUCUUGCCACAAAAAAACUUCCAUAAAUCUAUCACAUUUAAAUACAUAAAUAUAUAUAUUACUCUAAAUCUUUUUUAAAAAUUACUCUUACUAUUACAUAUCUAUGACUCUUUAAAUAUGCUACAUAAAUACAACAUAUAUACUUGUUGAUAAUUAAUAAUUAAAGUCACAAUAUAAGUCCGAAUUUAUCUAGUAUCAUUGGACAAUCCUCGUAACAAGCAAUGCCGACAAUAAUUAAUAAAAUUCAUGUAAUGAUUCACUAAUUUAAAAAAAACUUGUUAACCCUUUAUACGAUAGAUAGGAUAUUUUUGUAACAACCCAUUUGUGAAUAUUUUCAUUUAAAUAAUUAUCUUUCGCAUGUUAUAUAAUAAUUAAAGUAAAUUGAAGUUACUAGAUGUCUGUUAAGAAAUAAUUAAUAAAAUAAUUACAAGUCUUUGUAGUGAAAAAAACCCAUAUAACUUGGUCACAAUUUAAACAAAUUAUUGUUGAAAUAAAUCGAUGUCACAAUUCAUUAUUACAGUAAAUAUUUAAUAGAAUUACAUUACCGUAAAUAUUUAGUGUUUUAAAAAUCUACAUGGAAAAAAAUGAACUGGGAUAGAGGUACAGUUUUUGAUGACUUCAAGGCCAGUAUUGGACACUUAGAAAAUUUUGAUAAAAUAAUUUGUAAUGUACGCAAUGACAUAAUUAAUUUUUUAAUUCGUUAAAUAUUUUAAUUACUGUAUUAGAAUAAAUUUUUUUUAACUUGCUCAUUAAUUAAAAUAAAUUAUUAAAUGUCAAAAAUGGAGAGUGGUCACAAAUGCUACUUCUACCCUACAUAAAUUGAGAAUUGACAAGUAAUAUGAUGAUAAAGUUAUCAGUAAAUUCUAUCAUUAUAAACAGUGAUUUUUUAAUUUAUAUUUUAAACAUAAAUAAUUAUAUGAUAAAUAUUAAAAUUUUCUAUGCACGAAAAAAUUAAUAUUUGAAAUUUAAAAAUCGUAACGAACUUAAAAAAUUAAUGGCGUAUUAUAAAAUUUGUUUGAAAUUAAAAAUUUCCUGUAUUGACACCCAGGUUCUGGGUUAUAAUUUUUAAACUUUCUUUUUUUCUGUGUAUGAUUUUAUCCCAGAUAAAUAUUAAAAAAAAAUCACUCAAUG